Molecule: messenger RNA, 772 nt
Organism: Cucurbitaria berberidis CBS 394.84
Lineage: Eukaryota; Fungi; Ascomycota; Dothideomycetes; Pleosporales; Cucurbitariaceae
Product: FKBP-type peptidyl-prolyl isomeras-like protein
Exons: 7
Coding region: 116-490 (124 amino acids)
Molecular function (GO): peptidyl-prolyl cis-trans isomerase activity
Source: RefSeq, a predicted model, not a curated record
CACUAGCUCAUCCCCAGUACCAGAGAGGAAUCAAGGUCCCUGAACGCUAGCGGAUAUCAAGCUUUACACCCUGCAAUAUACAUUUUCAAAAUCGGAUUCUUACUUCCUAGGCACAAUGGGCGUCGAGAAGAUGGUCCUCAAGCCGGGGAAUGGCUGUGAUGUCCCCAAGAAGCAUGACGAGGUGUCCAUGGAAUACACAGGUUGGCUCUUCGACGAAGAUACACCAGACAACAAAGGCACAAAAUUCGACACGUCAGUGGGUCGCGGCGACCUCAUUACGCCGAUUGGUGUUGGUCGCGUCAUUCGAGGCUGGGAUGAGGGUAUCCUAGGUUCCACUUCAAGCUCCCCAAUGACGUUAGGCGAGAAAGCAACUUUGACUAUAUCAGCUGACUAUGGUUAUGGCGCCCGUGGCUUCCCUGGACACAUCCCAGCAGAUGCCAAGUUAAUCUUUGACGUCGAACUUAAAGCCAUUAACGGCAAGCGGGCGUAAAAUUUCCGGUCCUAAUACUUGCACGGCUGCGCCAUGCGUUAGUCGAUAUACCCCGUCACUCCCGACCCGCCCCUACCGCCAGUCAGAUAGGUCGUUGCUUCAGAAACUCUUUUUCUGAGACGGGGAGAGACUUUGAUUCACACGACCCAUUCUCGAUCGGAGCAAAUACAGUAAUCAUCCUUGGUCUCAUUUCUCUUCCCGGACACCGACACAAAAGUUUUGGUUGUGGUUACUUUUACUUUUUACUAGAUUUGCGCCUUUUAUCGGGUAUUUAUCGGGUUU